Molecule: messenger RNA, 2346 nt
Organism: Solea solea (common sole)
Lineage: Eukaryota; Metazoa; Chordata; Actinopteri; Pleuronectiformes; Soleidae
Product: sterile alpha motif domain-containing protein 9-like
Exons: 4
Coding region: 160-2346 (728 amino acids)
Cellular component (GO): cytoplasm
Molecular function (GO): protein binding
Source: RefSeq, a predicted model, not a curated record
UAGAAGCUGUAUUUUAAGUGUUGGUGCAACAAGGGAAUAUUUCUAUGUGACGCUGAUCCUCGAGUAGCUUGGAUACAUAUAGAUGGAAAUGUAACUUGGAUGUACGGUGGUCGUUGACAAGUAAAUUAAUGUUGUUGAUGUGAUGAAAGGAGAAAGGACAUGAUGGCUGACAAUCUUAUGCAGUCACCCGAGAACUGGACUGAAUCUCAAGUGAGCACCUGGCUACGAACACUUUGUGUGAAAGAACAAUACAUAAAGAAGCUCUUUGAAGAAGAAGUAAAUGGACUAGUCCUUCUUACACUUGAUGAGGACUCCUUGAUGACAAAGAUUGGCAUGAAAUUUGGGCCUACUCAUAUGAUUAUCCAAAAAAGAAACGAGCUCUUCAAUUCCAAGCAAAACAGUCAGCAGAAUGCAAAGCCUACCCGUUCUAAAAAAACUAAGCUGCAGCAGAAAAACAAUUCAAAAUCACUUCAUUGUCUUGCUUCAAGUGAAGUUCCUUCUGGACAGGUACAUGCAAGAGAUAAGUGUGCCUCAGAAGAAAGUCAAACCCCCCAACAACCGUGCAUAUUGACUUCAAAGGAAAACUGCAAACCACGGCCAUUUGAUCAAGAAGGCAUUGAUUUGAUAUACGUAAAGCACAGAGUUCUGCAACCAGAAUCGGGAGCUUUUGAUUUGAUCUCUCCCUGCCAUGAAUUCAAAUCUUUUGCUAUAGCUGCUGAAUUGGAUCGCACAAGACUGCAAGCUAAGUUUGCCAAAGAGGUUCUAAAAUUUGCAACUGGUUGUAUGAAUAUCCGAUCAAACGGCACAAUACAUUUCGGUGUGAUGGACAGCAAGGAGGAUACAGGAUAUGUGCAUGGUGAGGUAGUUGGCAUCCCAGUAAAAGACAAAGACAUUUAUGUGGAUGCUUUGGACGACAUUGAAAAGUGUUUCUCAACUGACAAAGAGCAUGCGCGCCAUUGUGUGCGCCCACCAAGGUUCAUUGAGGUUAUGGAUCGAGAAAGUACAGCAAAAAACUAUGUGGUGGAGGUUGACAUUGUGCCUUCAGUCUACAUUCUUAAGGGCAAGGUUCAUGCAGUUCUUUUGCCAAACUUCAAUGAGGCAGCAAACAAAGUACAAUAUGAGAAAAAAGCAAUUCUGCGAAGGGUAGGUUCCAAAACAGAACCAGUGAGUGACAGUGAUUUAAGUGAUUUCUUUCAGAGAGUCAAAGAACGGGAUGCUCAAAGAGAAGAGGCAGAGAAAACUCUAGUACUCAGUACUCCAUUCUGCCAAGACCUUGGGAGGAAACUCACAAUGCUAAUAACUAGUGGGAAGAAGUUCAUUGAAAAUGAUAAAUGGUUCAUAUUCAUUACAAACAAAUUCAAACCUGAUGACCUUUCUAACAUUGAGUGGCUGCUUAAUAUGAAGAUCUUAUCUGUGUUUGAUUUUGACCCAGACUCAAAGAUAUCAGGCCUUUGCAGCAAAUACCUUGAGCAUCAUGCUGCAAACAUGCAUUCUCUGCAGAGCUAUAGCAAAUCCAGUGACCGAAGCAUCAAAGGAUUCACAGAAAAAUUGCACCUGUUUGAACAAACUAGCUGGCUGUUCUGCAAUGGCCGUUCUGGCUUUAAAGCAAAUGAAACUCCAUGUGAUGAAAUGACUUGGAUCAAGACAAGAAUGACCCUUUUAAUGGUGUAUGUGUCUUUGAUUUGUAAACAUAUCUUGCCAAAAGGGUCAUUACAGGUCAUUUUUCUUCUCACUUCACCAGUAGAGAAACCUCUCUUGCACACCUUUUAUGGGUUUUUCACGGAAAUGCAAGGCCACACAGACAUCAUCUGCAUCUGUGAAUCAGAAACAAACUUCCAGAGGUGGCAAAGUUUUGCAGAGGAGAUAUGUGGAACAGAAACUGUGAACAAUUUCAGUGUAGUUGGGAUGAAAAUGAGUCACAUUAAUGCAACUAUGCAAAUGAUACAACCAGUAAAAGCCUGUGCUAAAAAACACUUGCCAGUCUUUGUGAAAGGGACAUGUCUUCUUGAAACAAACAGAGAGGAACAUAUGGCUUCUCUGGAAAUACUGACAGUCGCUAAAAAACACUUGCCAGUCUUUGUGAAAGGGACAUGUCUUCUUGAAACAAACAGAGAGGAACAUAUGGCUUCUCUGGAAAUACUGACAGUCAACCAUUGUGAUGACACAAGCAAAGACUUCAUUAAUGAGGAGAAGGCAAAUAUUGAACAGCAGUUUUACCGUGGUGGUAGAGUGACAUGGAUGAACUUUUGGCUCGCUGAGCACAAGUAUGUUGGAGAGGUAAUAGAACGAGAUGCUUAUCAGGAUGUCUCCAAGCUCCUCAUGGAUGUUUUGAAAUUCCCACUGUGA